Monopterus albus (swamp eel) is the source of this 2358-nucleotide messenger RNA. RefSeq names its product POU class 3 homeobox 3a (gene pou3f3a). The record is from RefSeq and is a predicted model, not a curated record. Gene Ontology annotation, cellular component: nucleus. Gene Ontology annotation, molecular function: RNA polymerase II cis-regulatory region sequence-specific DNA binding; DNA-binding transcription factor activity, RNA polymerase II-specific. Gene Ontology annotation, biological process: regulation of transcription by RNA polymerase II; brain development. Lineage: Eukaryota; Metazoa; Chordata; Actinopteri; Synbranchiformes; Synbranchidae.
AAUUUGUAUUAUUUAUUUAUUUAUUUAUUACCAAUCGCGCAAAAAAAGAAAUACAUACAUAUCAAGAUAGAUGCUUUGGGGGAUGGCAGCUGCCACCUCAAGUCCAUACUUAGCCAGCAGCAGGAUUCUGUCCGGCUCGGUCAUUCACUCUGAUCGGAGGGGUGGUGGCAUGCAACCGGGCGGCACCACGGUUUCUAGUGGAUACAGAGGGGACCCUUCAAUUAAAAUGGGCCAGGGAGCAAUGGUGGGAAGCAACGGGGACCACAUGUUAAGCCAUGCCCACCAGUGGGUGACAUCGUUGCCUCAUGCAGCAGCCGCAGCAGCCGCAGGCGGCUCCGCUCUGCACCACAGGUCCCCACAUCUGGGACCUCAUCAGACUCACCCGGGAAGUUGGGGAGGCACAUCCGCAUCGCACAUAGGCAUCACAGAGGGGCAGCAGCAGCCACAGUCAUUCGUUUAUUCACAGUCAGGCGGGUUUACAGUCAACGGGAUGCUCAGCUCACAUGCCGGGCAAAGCCUUAUGCACUCGGGGCCGGUGCGCGGCGAGUCCCCGGAGCUGGACCACGGCAACCACCAUCAUCACCAUCACCACCAUAACAACCACUCGCACCAUCACCAGCAUCACGUUGUGAGCCACGAACCGCACUCCGACGAGGACACCCCGACCUCUGAUGACUUGGAGCACUUCGCCAAACAGUUCAAACAGCGUCGGAUCAAGCUCGGUUUCACACAAGCAGACGUGGGCUUAGCUUUGGGCACCUUGUACGGCAACGUGUUUUCACAGACCACCAUCUGCCGAUUUGAAGCGCUUCAGUUGAGCUUUAAGAACAUGUGCAAGCUGAAGCCACUGCUCAACAAAUGGCUGGAGGAGGCCGAUUCCACGACCGGGAGCCCAACCAGCAUCGAUAAGAUCGCUACCCAGGGCAGGAAGAGGAAAAAGCGCACAUCAAUCGAGGUAAGCGUAAAAGGUGCGCUGGAAAGCCACUUCCUCAAGUGUCCCAAACCCUCCGCACAAGAGAUCAACUCUCUGGCGGACACUCUGCAGCUGGAGAAGGAGGUGGUCAGGGUCUGGUUCUGCAACCGCAGGCAAAAGGAGAAGCGCAUGACGCCGCCUGGACUCCCACGUACCCCGGAGGAUGCAUAUUCACAGGUGGGCAGCAUGGGUCCUGACACACCGUCACCCUCCAUAGACUGCAAGAGGAUGUACAGUGACACGUGAAAAUAACUGAAACAAAAUGGACAAGAACUAUGAGCAACGUGUUUGAUUAGACUUUUAGAGAAACAGACGUUUCUCUGAACGACCGCAAUCUUUGCGUUUUCUGUCCGUUGAUCCAUAGUAAAGUUAUCCAUCCUGUUUUCAUGUCACAGUAGGACAAACGUCUACUUUUAUGCACCGUUGAGUAUUUUUCUGCAUAUUUGGGACAUAAUAUUUUACACUCAGUUGAAAUCUGAAUAGAAAACAAUUCAAAAAGUCUUUUAAUGGCAAUAGGCUUUUUGUUCUCUGAAAGAUGAUAAAAACAUUUUAAAGGCUUUAAAGUCAAGAAGGUCAAAGAAAAGAAGUUCUUUCCACUCACACUGUUGCAGAGUUUCUCCUGUAAUGCUGCAGAUUGGGAUGUCUGGGCUAUAGCCUAGGUGUGUUUCCUAAACCAAGGACAUUGAUUUAUUGCUCCUUAUUUAGCAUUACCCUUUUUUUAAUUGAUAAGUAACUUAUCUUCCUUUAAAUGUGUUUCUCACGUUUGUGUUGUGUGUCAAUGGAUUUAUGUUGUGAUACAAAUUUAAGAUGGUUAAAGAGCAAAAAUAAUCAGUACUGUGUUCAGCAUCAUAGGAAACGUCUUUUUUAAAUUAGCAAACAUUCCCCUAAGUUUAUGUACAAGUCUGCUGUUUAUUCUUGUGUGAUGAGUUGGACUAUUUAUUUUUCCACCAUGUUUAUUUUUAUGGAAUAAAAUAAUUAUUUAAAAAAAUGACAUAAGGGAAAAUUGUAAGAAAACAUCUGAGAUGCCAUCAUUACUAAAGCUCCUCUGGAUACACACACACUUGAAGUGAAAUAUUAGAGUCUGCUGCUUUUUAAUGGAUAUUCUCCAAUAAACCAAUUGGGCUCUAUGUGUCAAAAUGGCGAAAUGAGGCCGGUUUCUAUGAAAAUCAGAAAAAAUGUACAGUCGUCAUCUGAUGAAUCAUAUGAAGAAGUCAUAAUGGAAUACAACUAAAGUCUAAAGAUGUAGUUUUAAUAUCCCAGUUCACAGCAGCUUCUAGAGUCAACUUGUCACUUAACUGAUUAGUUGAUCUACAGAGAAUUUUUUGGCAGCUAUUUUGGUAAUGGAUCAGUCUUUAUCAUCGUUUUUCAAGCCAAAUGUUUGCUGG